Molecule: messenger RNA, 1344 nt
Organism: Malaclemys terrapin pileata
Lineage: Eukaryota; Metazoa; Chordata; Testudines; Emydidae
Gene: APOE
Product: apolipoprotein E
Exons: 4
Coding region: 40-867 (275 amino acids)
Biological process (GO): lipid transport; lipoprotein catabolic process; negative regulation of neuron apoptotic process
Cellular component (GO): intermediate-density lipoprotein particle; extracellular region
Molecular function (GO): lipid binding
Source: RefSeq, a predicted model, not a curated record
GCCCGGGACUAGGAGCCCAGCAGAGGCAAAGCUGCAGCCAUGAAGGUUUGGAUUGUGCUGCUCGGGGCAACCCUGCUGGCAGGCUGCCAGGCCAACCCGCUCGUCCAGGAUGAGCCCAAGACUAAGUGGGAAGAGGCCGUGAGCGUCUUCUGGAACUACCUUUCCAAAGUGGGACAUGCCGCGGACAACGUGACCGCCCAGAUCAAGAGCUCCCAGCUCAGCAAGGAACUGGACGGGCUGAUCACCGACACCAUGGCUGAAGUGGAGGUGUACAGAGAAGAGCUGCGGACCCGGUUCGGCCCCUACGCCCAGGAGGCCCAGCAGCGCCUGGGCAGCGAGGUGGAGGCGCUGACGGGGAAGCUGCGGGCCGACAUGGAGGAGGCCAAGGGCCGGGUGGUGCAGUACACGGGCGACGUGCGCUUGAUGUUCAACCAGAACCUGGAGGAGGUGCAGGCCCGAGUUGGCAUGUACCUGCGCAAGCUGCGCAAGCGCCUGGGCAAAGACACCGAGGAGCUGCGCCGCAAGAUGGCCGCCUAUGCCGGUGAGGUGCAGGCCCACACUGACCAGCAGGUGAAUGCUGUGCGCCAGGGCCUGCAGCCACUGAUCGACAGCAUCCGUGACAAGGGACAGCAGCGUCUGGAAGCCCUGAGCCAGGCCAUGGGUGAGCAGAGCCAGAAGGUGCGCGAGAGCCUGGGCACCCGGGCCCAGGAGCUGCAUGGGCACCUGCAGGGGAAGGUUGAGGAGGUGCAGAGCUCCCUAGACCAGGCUGCUGAGCAGGUCCGCCAGUGGUUUGCACCCUUCCUGCAGGAUGUCCGUGCCCAGUUACAGGGCCUGGUGGAGAAGCUGCAAGGGAAACUCCAGCUGUAACAGCCCCUGCUCACCCCACACUGAGGCCCCUGACAGCCCAGAGCCCUGGCAAUCCAGGGGCCUGCAUUCCCAGGUCUCCCACAGUACAGCCCUGCCCACUAACACCAAGCUAGCCAUGGAGGUCUGUGACUCCUGGAGCGAACAGGCAGGAGUCACUUCACCUACUAAGCCCGCUCCAGACCUCCCGCAGGGGCCCAGAUCUUCAUUGUCCCUGUGCACGAGCCCCAGUGUAUAGACAUUGCCACUCUGAUCCUGCCUCACACUUGGGACUGGUGGAAAUGAUGCCCAUGAAUCUGGCCCUGAACUGCUUUUGUGCACGCCCUGGAAACAUGAGGGGAUAACCUCCGCCCAUCCCAUUCUCCCCUCUCUAACCACAGCUGAACGUGAUGCCCCUCUCCGAUCCCUGCUGUUAGAUCUCCUGUGUUCACCAGUGCUUUCACCUGAAACUAAAUAAAUUCCUGCUUUGGGCACAAGGUA